Lactuca sativa (garden lettuce) is the source of this 2581-nucleotide messenger RNA. RefSeq lists its product as uncharacterized. The record is from RefSeq and is a predicted model, not a curated record. Gene Ontology annotation, molecular function: nucleic acid binding. NCBI's taxonomy places the organism in Eukaryota, Viridiplantae, Streptophyta, Magnoliopsida, Asterales, Asteraceae.
UAAGAACUCUUCACAUUCCAUUGCUUUUGGAAGGUUGUUAAGAUACUUGCUCUGAUACCAUGUUAGAUAGGUUGGGUCCCAUCUCCCAUGAUUUUCUUUCAAAAAAAGAUUUGAGAAGAGAGAAGAGACUCUCACAUAUAUAAAAAGGUGAAUGAGAAUGUGUCUUGACACAUAUGUGAGACUUGACUACUCAAAUUUUCAAAUUUUAUAAUCUAAAGUGUUAAUGUCAUAUAAAGGUAAGUAAAUGGAACGUUUUGUUCAUAAAAUACUCAUGAAGAUAAGUAUUUUUUAGAACAAUAAUGGUUUUUAACAUGUGAAAGGGUUAAACAACUAACUUAUAAGUUCAAAAAUAAGGUUCGUUUUUUUGGGAUAUGAGUGGGUGGCAAUAAAGUCUAACUUUAAGCUUUUGAAUUAAUUAAUCAUAUUUUCUGGGCAUUGCUACUUUCGCAUUUUUUGCUCUAGAUGCUAACAACACUUUGCUUUUUUGGGUAUACGCUACAAGGUUUUCUUUUUGGAAUUUUUUGAGAUAAGAUGAUCUAUUUGCUAGUUAUUACUCCCUCCGUCCCGAAAUAAUAGUCCACAGACAAAAAACACAUAUAUUAAGGAAAAAGUAAUUAUGAGCAACUUUAUUGAAUAAAAUGACAAAUUUACCCUUUCAUCUAAAACUUGGAGCCAAUUUUUUCCCACCAAUUUCCUUUCACUUUUUAGUUAAAACAUUCAGCAAAAUUUAUUCCCUCCAUUUUUUUCAUCAUAAAUUGUUAAACAAAAUUAUUCCCACUAAUUUUGGAGCCAAGUAUUUUUAUUGAAAAUAAACAUGGAGCCAAUUUAUGGAUUAGUUUGAUUUCAAGAUACGUAUCUUUUUAAACAGAGAAUCCAUCCAACCUUAUCUAUUUCUUUCUAUGUCUCUCUUUCUCUCUCAACAAAUACUCCACCACCGUAUCUUUCUCUAUGUCUCUAAAAGUGAACAAUCAAUUUUUUUUUUUGGUUUAGAUAUGCCUUUAUUAUUGCUCAUGUCAAUCGUUCCAUCCUCAGGCCACCCCUCCACAGUUCGUCGUUAGCCGUCUUCUCCCUUGUGAAGCCGCCGGAGCCGCCGACCGGAUAUCACCGCAACCCACAACAACAUCGGAGAGCCUCGACCAGACAGCUAAGUAUGGAUCAUAUGGAUAUUACACACACUAAAAAGAAUACUACUGUUGAACAACGUCACGCUAUAUAUGAAGCCUUAUUGCAAGCAAGUUUUUCUGGAGAGUUACAAAGGGGUGCCAUAAGUGAUGUAGCUUCACAAUUCUCGGUAUCAAAUCGGACUGUUAGUCGCAUUUGGCAUCAGGCUAAAUUUCAAAUUAAUCAUGGACUACCGGUUGUUUUAUCUUCUAAUAUGGCGAAGGUUGUUGGACGAAAAAGGGUACAAGUUGAUUUUAAUCAAGUUUUAGAUAUUCCAUUACGUCGUCGAUCUAAUAUACGGUCUCUUGCAAAUUUGUUAAAUGUUUCUAAAUCUACUAUGCAUAGAAGAAUCAAGGAAGGUGCACUUCGACCACACACAAAUGCCAUCAAACCAACUCUUACUCAUGAGAAUAAGAGGGCAAGAUUAGAAUUUUGUUUAUCUAAAAUUAGCCGGUCAUUAUCAAGUAAUAUUCCCACAUUUCAUGAUAUGUUUAAUGUUAUCCACAUUGAUGAAAAAUGGUUUUACAUGUCAAAACCAUCAAGACGUUACUACCUUGUUCCCGGCGAGGAUGAACCAUUAAGAACGUGUCAAAGCAAAAAAUUUAUCACAAAGGUUAUGUUUCUAGCGGCUGUGGCAAGGCCAAGAUUUGAUGCAUCCGGUAAUGAAGUUUUUUCGGGAAAAAUUGGUAUCUACCCGUUUACAAGAUUAGAACCCGCUAAACGUUCAAGUAAAAACCGUGUAGCGGGAACGUUGGAGACAAAGCCUAUUUUAUCCGUGACUAAAGAAGUAACAAGGUCAUGGUUGAUAGAAAAAGUUUUGCCGGAUAUUAGAGCUAAAUGGCCUCGAAGUCAUGUCGGUCCCAUAUUUAUCCAACAAGACAAUGCCAAGCCCCAUAUUGAUGUCAAUGAUAACGAGUUUCUUGAAGCGGCAUCUCAAGAUGGGUUUGAUAUCCGACUUAAUUUUCAGCCCUCUAAUAGUCCGGAUUUAAAUGUUUUAGACCUUGGAUUCUUUCGAGCAAUCCAAUCACUUCAAGAACAAGAGGCUUUAGGUACAAUUGAUGAAUUGGUUCAUGCGGUUCAAACGGCUUUUGAAAAAAUGCAAUCUCAACAACUUAACAAUGUAUUUUUAACUCUACAAACGUGUAUGAGGGAAAUCAUAAAGGUUCAAGGUGGCAACAACUAUCAAAUACCACAUAUUGGUAAAAAUAGGUUGGAACGAGAAGGAAACUUACCACUUCGAAUUGGAUGUGAUGAAAAUUUGAUAAAUGAGGCUUUAUUGCAUUUGGCUUCCUAGUUAUUUUUGAAACAUGUAUUGUGAUCAAAAUAGUGAGAAAAAAAUAUUUUUUUAUUGGUAUUUUUGAUAGUGUAAUGUAUUUUGUGUUAAUUCUUUUUUAUUUUAUGUCAUGAAAUUAGUUUGAUA